CUGGUGUGUGUGAUGAGUUACCUGACCACAUAUCACAUUGGAGCCAUCGUCUCUCUGGAGGUCUGGGUCCUGGUUCUGCUCAGCUUCGGUCUGCUGCUCUUCAGUCUGUGUGUGUUUAUGAUCUGUAGACAGCCCCAGACCACAAAGAAAGUCUCAUUUAUGGUUCCUCUGCUGCCCUUUCUGCCCAUUGUCAGUAUCUUCGUGAACAUUUAUCUCAUGGUUCAGCUCAGUGGAGACACGUGGAUCCGCUUCUCUGUUUGGAUGGCUGUCGGUUUUCUGAUCUACUUUGGCUAUGGCAUGUGGCAUAGCGUUGAAUACCAGCGCCACCUACAGCCUCCACAGAAAGAGAAAGGAAACAGCAAAAACAACUGUGAGAAAUCAGAUACAAUCACGAAAGACCAAGAGUGCUUCGUUCUCCCAGAGAAAACCAGCGAGUUUUAGACAUUUAUACACAUUUUACUCAAGACUUUUAUUUUGAUGGGUCACACGGAGAAGGGCCCUGAGCAGUUUGAUGUUUACUGCUUUUGUAAAUAUGUCAAAAAAGCACAUUUAUUCAGAAAAACCAGUGUCAGUAUUGGUUGAAGCUGAUCACAUGAUGAAGUGACAUCACUUCCUGUUGUGCUUGUGGAGGCGGGGCUAAAGAGGACAGGUAAGACACUGGAAAGAUCAUUUUACCACAAAGCAUUUUAUCAUGGACUAAAACUAUAAAUGAGUAUAUCUACCUUGUCUGCCUUUUAUGUUUACUCUUGCUUAAAGUCGCACAAUGCAACUUUUCUGGUGGAUGUUUCUACUUGCUUGUCUCCAUGGAGAAUUUUAAAUGGUCUACUUGAUUAAAAGUGGAUCAUGAACAGACUCGCCUCUCCACAGAUCUGACCUGUACGUUGAUCUGGGGAUGUCACCUGCUUGUGUCCAUAGAGUUAGAAGUUUAAUACUAUAUACUGUGUGUGGAAGAUUCUGGAAAAAGCUAAAAUAUCUCCAUGGAGACAACUAAGUAACGGACUGUCCACCAGAAAAGUUCCAUAGUACUUCUUUAAGAUUUGUCAGCGAAUAGACUUAGAGAUUGUACUGUUUUAAAAGUGUUUAUGUUGGAGUGUACAGGUAGUUCACUGUGGGAUAGGAACUGCUUUUUUGGGAAAUGAAAUCUGGUUCUUUUCAUUCAUUUAAAAAAAUAAAAAGUUGGACCUCUUGAUCCAAAUGUACGUAUAAAACAGAUUUUUAAAAUGUGAUUUUUUACCAUUAUAUUAUUUGGAAAUGGUGGAAUUCAGUCUCUGUUAAUGGUAUUAUUGCAUGCCUCGAUGCCUUUGGGCAAGACACUCACUCAUUUCCUUUGACAGGCCUGUUGAAGUUUAGAUUAAAUAAGCACACCAUCAAUUACAUAAUAUUGAUGUACUUUUUGGCACUUGAAACAGAACAUUUGUUACUACUGGCGUGUGCAGCUCAUAUAAUGUAAAUAUAUCUGUGUUAUUCACCUCCACGGCUGUGUGCUGUGUUCAUGUUUUAGAAUCUGACGAUGUCAUGAACUCAGAUAUUGCGACAGAGGCCUAUAAAACUUGAUAGAAGAUUUACUGUUUUUGAAAGACAUGUACUAAAUUGAAAUCCAUAAACGUUGAACCUCAUCAGUAUUUGUUGGGAAUUGGGUCCACAAACCUGUCAUAUGAUCAUCAUCACUUCUCUUUACUUCUCUUUACUUACUAUUUUGUUUGUGAAAAAUGUGGAGAGGGAAGCGCUUUGUGCGUUUGUGGACAGGGAAGAUGUCUUUGCUUUUUCUCAUUGUUGUAAUAAUGUCAUACAUUAUUGUUGUGACACUUCAAUCAGUAAGAUUCAAAUAUUGGUCAUGACGUUCAGGCUUUUCCCGAUCACUUUUAGCGAGAGUCGUUUCAAACUGAUAACUGUAAAAGAACUCAGAGCACCACACAAGUCAAUCUGGUGUGAACUAGGUUAAAAGAUUACACCUUUGAAAUUGAAUAAUAGGACUACUUUCUUAAGAUUUUAUUUUAUUUUUUACUUAUAUUGACAGAGAAGACUUUGAACUUGCCAUAUCCCACCAAUUGCUGAUAUAUUAACAAUAAACCAGUUCUAUAAAUCUACAAUCUGACAGUGGAACAGCAACUUCCACCUUUUAAUUCUGAAAUUCCUUCAAUUCAGUGUUAAAGUAUAGAGAUUCUACAACGUCACAUGAAUCCAACCUAUUGAGUAUUAAGGAUCAGAGGAUUGCUAUUGUGAUGAUUUGAUUGAUUUUUGAAUGAAUUUAUAGGUUUUUUUUUUUGGUUUUUUUUUGGGUUUGUUUUAAUGGCAGACAGUAUAUAUUUUGUGAUAUAGAUUGGCAAGAGGCAUCAUAACAGAUUUGAAUACUGUGGAAUAAUGUCUUUUCUCAUGUUGUAUUGAGUAAUGGAAUAUUUCAAGCAUCUUAUUGCUUACAUUUUGUACUACACUUUAUUAAAUGUGGAUACUGUUCAAAAACUGUGGUACUAGAAUUACUAAGUGCACGUUUAAUCGAUUGGAUUUGUCUCAGUUCUAGUUUAAUCCAAGUCUAGUCCUGUUUUACCCCUGUUUUAGACCUGGUUUAGUUCUGGUUUAGACCUGGUUUAAUACAUUUCCAUUGUAGUUUAAUCUUGAUUUACUUAAUGAUAAUUUAGAUAUUAUUAUUUUAUUUCCAAUGUAUGGCAUUAUGCUGAUCUAUUUAGUAUUUUUUCGAUUAUAGGUGUUUCUUCUGUGUUAGUAUAUGUGAGCCGGGUUGCCUCUCCACAGAUCUGACCUGCAACUUGGCCUGGUUGUGUAACCUUAAAAUACUUAACUUAAAUGCCAUACUGGGAAACUUUGCAAGCAAAGCAAUAAUAUUGAAUUUCAACAUUAAACAGGCGGUGGACCCUCUUUGCAAUAUGGAAUUGAACUACUAAAUAAACUGUUCAGCUACAUUGUGUUUCUUAAGAUACGACUGUAGUCUUGAAGUAUUGAAAAUAUGUGUGACUAUA
Boleophthalmus pectinirostris (great blue-spotted mudskipper) is the source of this 2972-nucleotide messenger RNA. RefSeq names its product cationic amino acid transporter 2-like. Gene Ontology annotation, cellular component: plasma membrane. The record is from RefSeq and is a predicted model, not a curated record. Gene Ontology annotation, molecular function: amino acid transmembrane transporter activity. NCBI's taxonomy places the organism in Eukaryota, Metazoa, Chordata, Actinopteri, Gobiiformes, Gobiidae. Gene Ontology annotation, biological process: amino acid transport. Bases 13 to 441 code for a protein of 142 amino acids. The transcript is spliced from 3 exons.